AUGGCUCUUCUUCCUCCUCUGCUUCUGUCCUGCAUCUUGGUGCUGGCUCUCCCAGCGUUUCAUUUUGCUGCAGGGCCGGCGGUGGUGACGGUAGGGGGCGUCACGUUCCACGUAACUAACAAGUGCCCGUUCCCGGUGUGGCCGGCGGUCGCGCCCAACGCCGGCCACCCCGUGCUCGCCGCGGGCGGCUUCUUCCUCCCUCCGGGACAGUCGAAGCGCGUCGGGGCACCGGCCACCUGGAACGGCCGCCUCUGGGGCCGCACCGGCUGCACCUUCGCGGGCACCGACGCCAACGCCGCCAGCUGCCUCACCGGCGACUGCGACGGACGCCUCGCCUGCAACGGGUCCGUCGGCGCCCCUCCCGCCACCCUCGUCGAGGUGAACCUGCACGCGGACCAGAGCAAGGGGAGCUCCUACGACGUGAGCGUGGUGGACGGGUACAACCUCCCGGUGGCCGUGUGGACCAGGCCGGCGAACCGCAGCGGUGACUGCUUCAUCGCCGGGUGCGCCAAGAACGUGAACGCGGUGUGCCCGCCGGAGCUGCAGGUCACGACGAGCGGCGGCGCGGGCAAGAAGGCGACGGUGGUGGCGUGCAGGAGCGCGUGCCUGGCCUUCGGCCUGGACGCCUUCUGCUGCCGCGGCGCGUACGGCACCGCGGAGACGUGCCGGGGCAGCGUCUACUCGCGGCUCUUCAGGGACGCCUGCCCGGCCUACUACAGCUACGCCUACGACGUGGCCGCCGCCACGGCGCGCUGCUACGCGCAGGAGUACGUGGUCACCUUCUGCCCGUCCAGAUGGGGAGAUCGUGUGGCCCAGGGUUGA
This is a messenger RNA of Triticum turgidum subsp. durum (durum wheat), 822 nucleotides long. Lineage: Eukaryota; Viridiplantae; Streptophyta; Magnoliopsida; Poales; Poaceae. The record is from the annotation of a GenBank genome assembly.